AUGCUGGUGCUGUGUCUGCUGUCCCUGGCCUGGCUCAGCGAGGGCUCACAGCGCAGUGAGCCCAUGUUCUCAGCUGUCACCCACCGCCUCCUCCCACCCGACUAUGACAGCAACCCCACGCAGCUCAACUACGGCGUGGCCGUCACCGACCUGGAUGCUGAUGGUGACUUCGAGAUUGUGGUGGCAGGGUACAAUGGCCCCAACCUGGUGCUCAAGUAUGACAAGGCACGAGGGCGGCUGGUGAACGUGGCAGAGGACGAGCAGGACUCCCCAUACUACGCACUGCGGGACCGGCAGGGCAAUGCCAUCGGCGUGACGGCCUGUGACAUUGACGGGGAUGGCCGUGAGGAGAUCUACUUCCUCAACACCAACAACGCCUUCUCUGGCAUGGCCACCUACACAGACAAACUCUUCAAGCUCCGCAAUGGGCGCUGGGAGGACCUCCUGAGCGAUGAGGUGAACCGGGAUGUGGCCAGCCGCUUCGCCGGGCGCUCCGUCGCCUGUGUGGACAGGACGGGCUCCGGCAGGUACUCCAUCUACAUCGCCAACUACGCCAGCGGCAACGUGGGUCCCCAUGCCCUGAUCGAGAUGGACGUGGCUGCCAGUGACCCUGCCCGUGGCGUUGUGGUGCUGGUGGAUGUGGCCGCCCAGGCUGGGGUCAGCAAGUACACAGGGGGCCGUGGGGUGGCCGUGGGCCCCAUCCUGAGCGACAGCGCCUCUGACAUAUUCUGCGGUAACGAGAACAGCCCCAAUUUCCUCUUCCACAACUGGGGGGACGGGACGUACCGGGAUGUGGCGGCUGCUGUGGGGUUGGAUGACCCCUACCAGCAUGGACGUGGCGUGGCACUGGCUGACUUCAACCGCGAUGGCCGGGUGGACAUUGUCUACGGCAACUGGAACGGGCCGCAUCGCCUCUACCUGCAGAGUGGGGCCCCCGGGCGCGUCCGAUUCCGGGACAUCGCCACCCCCAAAUUCUCCAUGCCAUCCCCUGUCCGCACCGUCAUUGCAGCUGACUUCGACAACGACCAGGAGCUGGAGGUUUUCUUCAACAACAUCGCCUACCGUGGCUCCUCUGCCAACCGCCUAUUCCGGCUUAUCCGCAGGGAGCACUCGGACCCCAUUGUGGAAGAGCUGAAUCCGGGGGAUGCGCUGGAGCCCGAGGGACGGGGCACAGGGGGUGCAGUGACAGAUUUUGAUAGUGAUGGGAUGCUGGACCUCAUUCUGUCCCAUGGUGAGUCCAUGGCACAGCCGAUCUCCAUCUUCAAGGGCACCCAGGGUACCAGCAACAACUGGCUGCGCAUCAUCCCCCGCACCCGCUUUGGGGCCUUUGCACGGGGGGCCAAAGUGGUGCUGUUCACGCGGCGCAGUGGGGCCCACCUGCGCAUCAUUGAUGGCGGAUCGGGGUACCUCUGCGAGAUGGAGCCCGUGGCGCACUUUGGACUGGGGCAUGAUGAAGCCAGCAGUCUGGAGGUGACCUGGCCGGAUGGCCGUGUCGUGGCACGAGCCGUGGCCAGCAGUGAGACCAACUCUGUCCUGGAGGUCCCCUACCCCCUGGACAUGGAGGACCCACUCAUCCAUGGACCUCUGGAGGUGAGGUGUGGGCAGGGAUUCUCCCAGCACGAGAAUGGACGCUGUGUAG
Molecule: messenger RNA, 1639 nt
Organism: Leptosomus discolor (cuckoo roller)
Lineage: Eukaryota; Metazoa; Chordata; Aves; Leptosomiformes; Leptosomidae
Source: RefSeq, a predicted model, not a curated record